Messenger RNA from Ophidiomyces ophidiicola, 2124 nucleotides. RefSeq lists its product as uncharacterized. Gene Ontology annotation, biological process: L-aspartate biosynthetic process. The transcript is spliced from 6 exons. The record is from RefSeq and is a predicted model, not a curated record. NCBI's taxonomy places the organism in Eukaryota, Fungi, Ascomycota, Eurotiomycetes, Onygenales, Onygenaceae. Gene Ontology annotation, molecular function: L-aspartate:2-oxoglutarate transaminase activity; pyridoxal phosphate binding. Gene Ontology annotation, cellular component: cytosol. Bases 1 to 2124 code for a protein of 707 amino acids.
AUGGCACCCAUGCAGCCGGAGAGCCUGUUCUCGCAGCUGGCCACUGCCCCUCCCGAUGAAGUCUUCACUCUGAUGGGUGUCUUUAGCGCGGACCCUUUCCCAGAAAAGGUGAGCCUUGGGGCCGGCGUAUAUAGAGACAACGAGGCGAGAAGCUGGCGGCUGCCUGCUGUUAGAAAGGCUGAAGAACGUCUGUUGGAAGACCCAACCUUUGACCAUGAGUAUCUGCCGAUUCCAGGAUAUUCGCCGUUCAUCGAUCUGUCUCGAGACCUUGUGUUUGGCGGAGCAGACUCUCCCGUAGAGAAGGACCGCAUUGCCAGUCUGCAGACGGUCUCAGGAACCGGAGCAAACCAUAUUGGAGCCAGAUUCUUAGCCGAUUUCCUCCCUCCUCUUGCACAGGGACAGAAACGAACAGUAUGGAUUUCUGACCCAACAUGGGUCAACCACCACUUGCUGUGGGACUUGGUCUCCUCUGGAACUACUGGUAGCCCUGUCGAGCGUCGCACAUACCCGUACUAUCAUGCUCCCACUCGCACGCUGGACUUCGAUGGCAUGAUGAGCAUUCUAGAGAAAGAAGCUAGCAAGGGAGAUGUAGUCCUCCUGCACGCGUGUGCGCAUAACCCCACUGGUAUUGACCCUACCCGGGCUCAGUGGCAUAAGAUCGCCGACCUCUGCGAGCGCAAGGGGGUGUUCCCGUUCUUCGACUCGGCAUAUCAAGGCUUCGCGUCCGGCGACUUGAACAACGACGCCUGGGCGAUUCGAGAAUUUGCGUCCCGUGGCAUGGAGCUGUGCGUCGCGCAGAGCUUCAGCAAGAACCUGGGUCUGUAUGGCCAGCGUGUGGGUGCGUUCCACCUUGUCUGCCGCACAGCCGAUGCCACUCAGAGGGCGCGCAGCCAGGCCGUCGAGCUGCAGAGAGGAGAAAUUUCCACGCCACCAGCAUACGGCGCCAGACUCGCCGCCACAGUGCUGGGCGAUCCAGAGCUUAAAAAGGACUGGGAGCAGGACCUCAUCACGAUGAGCAGCAGAAUCAAGUCGAUGCGACGCGCCUUGUACGACGAGCUCAAGCGCCUCAACACGCCCGGCACCUGGGAACACAUCAUCAACCAAAUCGGCAUGUUUUCGUACACCGGCCUGACCAAGGAGCAGGUGCGCGUGCUGAACGAGAGAUAUCACAUUUACCUGCUGGACUCCGGCCGGGUAUCGAUUUCUGGAUUGAACACGAGCAAUGUGAAAUACGUCGCCCAAGCCUUUGACACUGUGGACUCGUCCGUCUCCAACCAGAUGCAGAUCUUUCCCAAAUCCAGCUUCUUCAAGGAGCGGCGAGCGCCUGCGCUUCCUACGCCGGCCAGGAUCAGAGCCAUCAACAAGAAGUUAGACAAUAUCCGCACCGCAAGCUUCAACCGUCCACCACCCGUCAUGAUCUCAUCACUGGGACUGUUCGUCAAGUACGGAGCUGACGUAACUAUUGUUGAGGCUCAGACUCAAAUGAUGGUACGCAAGAAAUUGCAAGGCCAAGUGCCCGUCCCUGAGGUCUUUGGCUGGGCUGAGGAUGGGGGUCAGAGGUUUAUUUACAUGUCCUUGGUUGAGGAUGAGACCUUGCAGGAGAGAUGGAGUGACAUGAGCAACAAUGAGAGACGAGCUAUCUGCAAGGAACUCAAGCACCUGGUGAAGACAUGGAGGGCUUUAGGGCAAGAUGGACAUGACCACUAUAUCAAUAGCCUAGGCAAGCAAUCACUGAACGACAUCUUUCUUGCGUGUCAUCCAGAACUUACCGGGCCAUUCCAAGGUGCGAACACCAUCCAGCAGUUUCAAGAUGCUUGCGGAAUUGAAAUUAGCAGCAACAUGCCCAUUAUAUUCACGCAUGAUGAUCUUGUCCCACCCAAUAUCCUCCUGUCGCGGGGACCGAAUCCAAAAGUGGCAGCAGUUAUUGACUGGGGCCAGGCUGGAUGGUAUCCUGCGUACUGGGAGUAUUGCAAGGCACGACGAGUGAGAAUGGACCCAGAAUACUUCAAUGAUGCUACCCUAGAAGAAUGGCGCACGAUAUAUCUGCCAAUUAUCUUGGAUCCAGUUCAUGAUGAGACAUACUACUACCCUUGGCUUUAUUUUGUCUUGUCUAAGGGGAUCUAA